CAAACGCGCGCCGCUAAGCUAGAGAUGUGAUAGCGAACGCGAAAUAGAAACUCAGUUGAGUUAGCGUUCCACCGCGACCGGUCGUCUCUCGAAUCGACUGAUUAGUGCAACGAAGGAAGUGCCUUUAGUGGUGUGUAAAAGUGUAUUUUUGUAAGUUUUACCAAACAAGUGCCUAGUAGUGUGUAUAUUUUAAGUGUUGACUGAAAAUAUAUCUCGUCACUAUGGAAUUGAGAAGGUUGUCCUUAUGCCUGGCGUUCCUGUUGGUCGCUGUUAUCUCACAUAGUUCAGAAGCGAGACACUCGUUGGAGCGACGAGAGGCUGAUGUGGACUUCUUCCAGGACGACCCGGGCUCCGACAACGAACAGAACGACGAAGGAGACGAUGAGGACGGGCCCGUUCCGAAUGCCACCAUCCUCACCAAGCCGGAGGUAUACAAAGUGCCUAUAGGAGUAGGAGUGCGGUUGGAGUGCAGAAUCGAUAUACCAGAUACAAUGGUGACCUGGAUGAGAGGAGACAUAGGCCUGGUAGUGCUUGGUACACUGAUGGCUGAUCCGAGAAAGUAUCAGAAGAGCGGCACCGACCUCAUCAUCAACAAUGUGACGCAGACAGACGCUGGCGGCUACCAGUGCAAGGUUGAGCAAACGCCGCCCGUUCAAAUUGAGCAUCGGAUCGAGACUGUCCAGCCUGCUCAAAUUACGAGCAUCACAGCUUCAGACGAAGGCAAACCAGCCCCAGGAGCCGAUCUUACCCUGACUUGCACUGCCACCGGUAUCCCCGCUCCGAAGAUCAUUUGGUCGAAGCUGGUCAAUGGACAGAACGCGAAGCUCGGGGAAGGCGCCGUCCACACCAUCAAGAAUGUGAAGGUGGAAGAUUCUGGAAGGUACUUCUGCUACGCGAUGGGCAACAACAAUGCAGACACGAAGACUGUUGAUGUCUCUGUUAGAAGGAAGCCCAAGGUGCACGUGCACCGCGCCGUGAUCAACUCGGCCAUCGGCGUCGAGGCCCUCAUGAGGUGCAACGUGCACGAACAAGAACCGGUCACAAUCAGGUGGUUCAAGGGUGACCAGGAGAUCGAUUGGUCGCGGUACACCACGCGAGGCACCGAAUCCAACUUGACUGUGACACCGCAGUCGGACGCAGACUUUGGCACCUACACUUGCAGGGCCGAAUGUGACUUCGGCACUCACCACCGUUCCAUCGAGCUGGUCGAGACGCCUGUAGUGGAGAGGCUAGAGGCCGACGGCAGCAAACUCUCGUGGUCCGUGCACUCGCACCUGCCACUCACGAGCAUCGAGAUACAGCUCAUUGAUACUGCCAACCUGGUGGAGACGCCUGUAGUGGAGAGGCUAGAGGCCGACGGCAGCAAACUCUCGUGGUCCGUGCACUCGCACCUGCCCCUCACGAGCAUCGAGAUACAGCUCAUUGAUACUGUCAACGGCAGUAGACGGCGCUCGAAAGCGUAUGCGAUUUUCCGGGCCGAAUGUGACUUCGGCACUCACCACCGUUCCAUCGAGCUGGUGGAGACGCCUGUAGUAGAGAGGCUAGAGGCCGACGGCAGCAAACUCUCGUGGUCCGUGCACUCGCACCUGCCUCUCACGAGCAUCGAGAUACAGCUCAUUGAUACUGUCAACGGCACCUUAAAGAAGUUCGACGUACCGGUGCCAGACCACAAGACACACGAAUACGACUUUACAUACGUGGUGAACUCAGUGGAACCUGGACUCUAUGAUGCAGUGGUUAAGGUUGAAAACUCGAAGGGCAUGGGCGAGAACAGCCAAGCGGUUGAACUUAAAGAAGUGGGUCCCUCGCCCGGCGCGGCGCACGCGCACCACCCGACGACGGCGCUCAUCUCCACCGUGCUCAUGUACCUGCUCGUACGGAUGCUGUAAACGUAUUAGUCCCUCUAGUAUUGGUUCGUGGUAAACACACUCGCACCAUUGUUUAAGCUGGGCUAGUUUCCUAAAAACGCACUUUCAUUAUACCAACUGACGCCUCAGCCUUACGUCGCACAAAAGUUACAGAGAUAAGGGCCCACAGACAAGACAUCCUCCAGACUGAGCAUAGUAGCUCUACCCCCUCUGCCACAAUAUACGGUAGUUUUACUCCAUUUUCGAGUCGAAAGUGUCUUUGUGUGACGUCCGUGUUUUUGAACGGACCAAUCGCGGCACGGGACCUCGCUCACCUCGUCCCCGCAGCCCAGUAUUUUUGGCAGCAUCGGUUUCGUGAAAUUAUUGCUCUAAACUCAGUCUAGAGGAUUCCUAGCUUAUGUAAGGGCUAACGCAGCGGAUAUCAAAACAUUUAUUCUUCUAGCACUCGAAUACGCAAGAGUAAUGGAGAGUCAGAUAAAGAUACCGAAAUUUCAACAUUCGAUCUCACAUUGUUGGAACGGUUCGUAACGGCUAAGUAGUUUUUAUACAUCGUCAAACUCAUAUGAGUUUUUACUACUUUAGAAAUUAUGAAAGUGCUAAAAAUAAGUCAAAUUUCACUAUCCAAUACAACCUUAAGUUACAUUAGAAAACUCAUUAAAUUAGGUAAUGGAUUACCGCGCAGAAAAGUACAAGUUUUUUUUUCUAAUGCAACAUACGAUUGUUAUGAACUUUUUAUUUUACCAUGAUUGGAUAACUUAAUUCGCCUACAGGAAACUAGCCGUUAAUGCUUGUAAGAAUAGAAAAUUGGAAUGGUGUCAGAAAUAGGAUUGUUUACCUAACAGCUAAAAUUGUAGCGCUUAUGUACUAUCUAUUUAUAUCUUUACUGUUUGUAGAAUGUACAAAAAUAUUUUUUGUAUAUAUUUUUGUGCGCGCAUUUUUUUUUAUUCUAAUGAUCCCACUUUUGUAAUCGAGCUUUUAGUAUCUUUUUGCAUUUGUGUUUAAUUUUCGGUAUUUAAACAUUUUGUACAAAAAUGUAGACACCAUUUUUGUGUUUCAACUACCUACUUCAAUGUGCGUGUAUUAAAGACAAUUUUUCGCUAAAAUCAAAGCUGUCUGUAAGUUUUAAAAUGAUCGCGUACCUAUUAUUUUCAAAACUAUAUGUGUAACUAUUUUUCUAUUUUCAAUAUUACACGUAUGUUGACAUAAGUAGAAGAAACACCAAUAAGUAUAGGUACUUAUUUACCAAGUUACUUUAAAGUGUUUUUUUAUUAUUUUUUGUAAAAAAUUGAUAGCAGAGAUACUUAAAAAUUAGCAGGUUACAUUUAACUUAAUCAAUUAAAAAAAGAAGCGAGUUUUAAACAUGUUGUAAGUUCAAUAUUGUACAACCAAUGUAAAUAUUAUUUUUAAUAUACGUUCAGUAGGUACACUAUUUGUAUUAGUUUAAUUUUCGACUUCUUAUUUACUCCUCUUUCACUAAUUAUAUUAAUACAGAAAUAUGUACAAUUCAAAUUGAAAGAAGUCGUCGUUCUCACAGUUAAUUAAGCUUUUUAGUGUUUUAAUGUUAGGUAAUUAUUACCAAAGUGUAAUUAAGAAUGACGUUUAGUUUAUUAUAUUAGUUUAUGAGCAGGUCGUAUGUACUUCAUUCAAAAAUAUAAUCAAAUUUGCUUAUUGUGAAUUUUCCUUAUUUAAAAAAAUGGAUCGAUAUUUUCAUAGGCUAAAUUUUAAAUAACUUCUUUAUAUGGUUGUACGAUUUAAAGAAGUUAUUUAAUUACAGAUAAUUAAUCAAAUACCUAUAAUAAUAAAACAUAUAAUGCUGUUAUUCACUAGCUUUACAAAAAUGUAAAUGUUAAAUAAUACAAGUCAUACCGUCGCUGCCAUAAUAUUAUACAAACAGUAAUCGAAUAAUGUAAAUUAAUUAUUAACUAAGAUCUAUAUUACCAGUAAAAUAACUAUUAUUAUAAUACAAUGUGCCUGUAAUUUAUAAAAAUCAAUAGUUCCAGUUAAGGUGCUUAAUAGUCCUUUUUAUACAAAAUCUUCCAUUGUUUAUGAUAAUAAUAGUAAAAUAUUACCUACUAGUCUUAUUGUAAUAUUCAACAGUUCUUAAUUACUUUGGAUAUAAUAAUUAUUAUAGUUAAAUAACUUAAACUAUUGGUUUAUCCAACAGUGAAUUAAUUAAACAAACAUUGUAUUUAUUAAAGAUGUUUCCAGUGCUUUUAAAUAAUUGGGUAUAUAAAAUUGCAUUUAAAAAGCGAAGACAUUAUAGGACGAGACGAUAAAAAUAAACCUCGAUUAAACAAUGAAAUGGUCAGGUUUAAGACACUUUGUUUUUAUCAAUUGCUAAAAUUGAUUUAUAAUGUAACCAUAUUAAUGUUUUCACAUUACAUAAAAUAAGCAGUAUAUGAAAUUUAUCUCGUAUGAGCCAAAAUGUAUACAAAAUUAAAAUUAAAUGUGCCUUAACGCUAAAAAAAGACUUUCUACAUAAAUAUGACCAGGUUUAUUAAAAAUAUAAUGUAACACUUCUCGGUCAUUUUAAUUGGUUUAAAAUAAUAUGCCGUACGAUGUCUACGGAUAUGUUAGGCACAAAACAUAUGAGGGUCAUCCAUUAAUUACGUCACACGUUUAUGGGCACGGAGAGGGUCAAGCAAAUGUGACAUGUUGUAACAAGGGGGAGGGGGGAGUCACAAACUUUGUGACGUCACUUUAACUUCAUCUGUAAACGGAAAAUAAAUUUUAUUCGCUAUACAAUUAAAUAAUUAACGUAUUUUUUUAAUCGGUUUCGUGUUAUAAAAUUCCGAAUAGGUAUUGCUUUAAUCAAAAAAAAUAUUUUAUACUAAAAUGAUUCGAAUAAUAAAAAAAAUCGAAUUGCCGAUUUCGUUGAAAACAACACUAAAAAAUAUGUGUCGUCACACAAAUGAGGGAGGGGUUUUCCAAAUGUGACCAAGUGUGACAAGGUGGGGGGAGAAGUCAAAAUCGUGAAAUUCGUGUAACGUAAGUUAUGGUAUGGAAACCUCUCUACACACGCACCUCGACAUGUAUAUUGUGCCUAAUGCUAUAAUUUCACUUUAAUUUCAUGGUUUGUAUUUUCGUUAUGUCCACCUAAAAGAGAUACAACAGUGACAUUUCGGCGAGUACAGUCUGACAAAAAAAGUAGAAAUUUAAAGUGGCAACAAUGUAGUGUCGUCCCUUUCAAAUUAAUAUAAGUAAACGGGAUGACACUACAGUAUUGCAACUUUUUUAUUUCUACACUUUUUUGUUAGAAUAUACGGCCACACCUACGGUAUAAGAAUUAAAAUACGUAUUGUGAAUUUGUCUGUAUCAAGUCAACUCUUCGUUGUUUCGGCUAAACUGCCGGCCUAGCCAAGGUUACAAUCGUUAUCGCUUCGACAACGAAAAGCAUUAUGUCUCUCUAUCACUCUUCCAUAUUAGCGCGACAGUGACAGUUGCGUUUCGAUCGCUACGGAGCGUAAGCGAUUGGCAUCUUGGCUACGCGGCCUGUUGUUUCGUUCCGCUAUAGGUGCCUUCUUGUAUUGGAGAUUGUAAAAGGAGGUGAUAUUUUUGUCUUAUAUGAAUAAACGGUUAAUAAAUGUUUGUAAAUAUUA
Molecule: messenger RNA, 5467 nt
Organism: Cydia fagiglandana
Lineage: Eukaryota; Metazoa; Arthropoda; Insecta; Lepidoptera; Tortricidae
Product: hemicentin-1-like
Exons: 15
Coding region: 222-1889 (555 amino acids)
Cellular component (GO): neuron projection
Source: RefSeq, a predicted model, not a curated record